ACAAAUAACCAUGUUCUAUUUAUUUUAUUUUGGAGGUAGAGGAAGAGUAGAGUACUAAAGUUAAAAACGUGUUAGUGUGUGUAAACUUGUCUGAAGCCAUAAUAGCUCAGUGGUGAAGGAGCCAGUCUCAUCACUGAGAGAUGGGGGUUCGAUUUCCGUUCCCUGGACUAGCCUGUGACAAUAGUCCAGGGAGCGGAAUGGGGGAGGUUAGGAGUGGCGCUAACGGUUUUCCGACUAUUUGUAGUCAUAUUUAAAAGAUAUGGAAAAUAUUUUUAAAAGAAAACUAAAGAAAAGUCAACGAAAUGAAAUUUAGAGUAUUAUGGGGGGAUGGGGUCUGACAUCAAAACCAGCUUACAAAAACCCUUCCCAAACGUAGUAUAAUCUAUACUAUUUAUACACUUCUGAAUCCAAAUAUUCGAAUGUGAGCUAUGGGAGUCUAGGUACUUAUUACUAUUCUCCUCUGUUCAUCAACCUUCAACCAUCGAUAUCUAAAACUGUGGUAAAUUUAAUUCUUUAUGUACCUAUAAUCUACAGUAGACAGAUUGACAGGUGUCAAAGUCGUAAACACUUAGCUCCGUAUAAAACAGUGAUUAAAAUUAUUAAAUCUAGAAUUUCCCACAAUAUAAAGUGAUUAUUUUGUUCGUAACAGUGUAAUACAUCUCAUAAAGUAUCAAAAAGUCAUUAAAUAAAGAUAUCGUGCAAAUAAAUACCCUAAAACGAGUGGUCUGUACUUACUGGAUUAUAGUGACUAUUAUAUAAUUUAAAUGUAAACAACACUGUUCAUCAACUGUUAUUUAAACACAAACUAUCAUUGUGAACACAAAUUAUAUACUUUUGGAACGUUUUAAUGAAGUUACAACAACACUAACGCUAAGAUAAACGCAAGUUUAAAGUGUAACUGUCACCCACCCGCAAUUCGCAAAACGGCGGUCAAUCAGCUGACGAGUGUAGGCAGCGCAUAGUACCGUGUGCAAGCGAUUCUCGCGGUUGCGUACACGGCACAAGUACCAUUUUCGGGCGUCGUGCGCCGCGCUGCGUGUCUCACUCGCUAUACGUUUUAUCUAAGACUAGCGGUUGCCUGGGACUGCGCCCGCGGAGGUGAAUAAUUGGACCUGUUAGAGUUUUUUAUUAUAACUAUAGAUUCUUAGAAGCUAAAAAUGGAAAAUCAAUUCCAAAUUUUAUUUGAAAAAAUGAAAAAUGAAAUGCGAAACCAAACAGACGAAUUAAAAGAAUCUAUAUUAGAGAAAUUAGACGAAAAACUACAACCAAUUAUAGCAGAAAAUAAAAACUUGAAAACAAAAUUGGAUAAUCUUGAGAAAGAAAUAGAAAGCCUGAAAAGAGGGAAAAAGCAAAAUAACUUAAUAAUUUACGGAGUUAAAGAAGAUGAAAAAUCUACGCCAGAAAUAAUACAGAAAGUGAAGGAAAUCUUCAAAGCCGACUUAGACCUACAUUUUGAAGACUAUGAGGUAAAUAAAAUUUAUCGAAUUGGAAAUAAACAAAGCUCAUGUAAAAAACCUAGACCUAUCCUAUUUUCCUUUGUAAAUGAAUGGAAGAAAAGCGAAGUAAUGAAAAGAAAGAAAAGUUUUAAAGAUGUAUAUGUGUCAGAAGACUAUAGUAAGGAAGUUUUAGAAAAGAGGAAAAUGUUGCAGUCGCAACUGAAAGAGGAGAGGAAUAAAGGAAACAUCGCAUAUUUAAAAUUCGACAAACUAAUAAUUAGAGAGAAAGUUGAUAACACAAAAAAUGAAAAAAGAAAAAGAGAAAUGUCAACAUCACCGCAACAAAAUACACAACCAAGAAAACAACAAUAUAUGAAACCAUCCAACAAACUGAAUGCUUAUGAUUUGAUGAAGAUUAGAUCUAACUCCCUUCCUUCGAAUACGAGUAGAAAUACAACAACCAAUAAGCAAUGAAAACUAACUACCUAUGAACUGAAACUACCGGAUAACAAUAAAAAACUAAAAUUAAGAUACACGAACUCACAUCUUCCAAGACGGUUGGUCACCGAGGAAGAUUAUGACCACUACCUUCCAAAGGAGAUAAAUUCAAAUAUAUGUAUAUAAAAAAAAAUCUCGAAAACCAUGAAACAAAAAUAAUUAUACCUUUCGUUCACAUGAACGAAUAGGUAACAAAAUGGCGAGGACCGCCAGGCAAUCCAAUCCAGACAAUCUGACAAACUGCUGUUGUAUAGGUAGACCCUACAUACGCUGGAACCGCAAUGGAAACAAAGUUAUUAAAAAUAGCAAUCCUUGGAAGAGGCCUUCACCUGAGAGGGGUUCCUAAUAGUAUAAAUAUAAAUAAGUUAAAUAUGGUACAUUGUAAAUAUUUUCCUUUCUUUGUCUGUUUAAAAAAAUCUUUAUUUAAAAUAACGUACCAGUUUGUAAAAUCUAUUUAGGAAAUAAAAGGCUUUUUUAUUUUUUUUUUUAUUUUUAUUUAUUUAUUUAAUCUACAGUAGGCAGGUUUCCUCACAAUGAUUUUCUUUCACCGUUUGAAGCACGUAAUAUUUAACUUGUUAAAAUGCACCGUUUGAGACUCAAAACUGAAAAGUUGGAGGUGCACGCUCCGGACCAGAUUCGAACCUACGUCCUCCGAAUCAAAGGCAGAGUUUAUAUCCACUUUAUCACGGCUUUGCGGUACCUAUUACCACGAACUAACUAAAUAUUUUUGGAUUGCACUUUAUUUUAAUCCAUGUUCUUAUUUUCCAAAGUUAGUUCUAGAUUCCCAUAUGAUUGAAGCCGGAUUCAUAUAGGAGUGUUGCGUUGUGCUGUGAACACUACACCACGCCAUUUGACAUCUACGGACAUAUUUAUAAACAUGAACCAACAUUUAAAACUCAAUUUUUUUCAAACUAAAGUGAAUUUCAAAUAGUAGAAAUAAGGUCCACUUUAGUUUGAAGAAAAUUGAGGUUUAAAUCUUUUGUUUAUAUUUUUUUGUCCAAUAGUGAGUAAAGAUAGAUUUGCCCGUGUUAAUUUUCGCCGUGCGGCACCAGUCGCCUCGCUUGUAAAUGUAGUUGCCAUGCAAUUUUCUUUAUUUCCAAAGAAAAUGUUGAGUAGAGCGGAUAUUUUAAAGAGGCACACAGUUUAAAAAGCUCAUUCGGCGAGUAAUUUUCUGCGACUGACCAAAAACUAUUUGCACGGUCAAAGUCAAGGUGAACAUUCAUUUAUUUUAAGGUUACAAGCACUUUUGAAACUUCAGGUUAUAUUACGAUUACGAUUAUCAUGGUGAUAAAUUAAGUCGAAUACUUAAAAUUAAAGUUACGAGGUUUUUCAAACGCGCCUUGGUCCAAGAAUAGGCUACAAUAAACUCUGCCAAUUCUGGCUAGUUACCCGUCGAAUGCAACUGGUUGCCGCACGGCAAAUCUCGGAUGGCAUCUUACUUUGGGGCUUUCAAUAUUAGUCACUUGUAGAGUAAUGUC
Molecule: messenger RNA, 3412 nt
Organism: Bicyclus anynana (squinting bush brown)
Lineage: Eukaryota; Metazoa; Arthropoda; Insecta; Lepidoptera; Nymphalidae
Exons: 1
Coding region: 1158-1910 (250 amino acids)
Source: RefSeq, a predicted model, not a curated record